UAAUAAGUAAAAAAGUUCAUGAUAUGAGUUACAAGAGAAGAAGCUGUGAAGGGUACGGUGAAAGGUAUGAUGUACAUCAUUAGUGUAGAAAUGUGCCUUUCUUUGAUAACUCAUGUAAUGAAUACUGUUUUUGAUACUUGAAGUCAGACCUUUGGCUGUAUAAUUAUUCAAAUAACAAGAUUAUUCCAAAAGUCUGGGAGUUAGAGAAGUUAUAAAACUACAAAAUGUGGGAAAGUCGAGGUGCUUAUGCAAGGCACUGUACAUCCAGCGAGGUCUUUCUGAACAAAACAUAGUGGUACUACUACUACUACUACUACAAAAUAUGCUGAUCUUGUUUCAGGACCUUUAACCUGCUUAACUAAAUGAAAUCCAGUUCAAGUUGUUUAAAUCUACCAACCCAAACUGGCCCUUUGGAUUGAGCUCUUCAGGUUCAGGUCUCUCUGUCCAAACCAUGAGAGUCUGUGCUUUCGAAAUGAGCAGAGAAACGCAGAAGAUCUCAACGCAACCUUCACCUUUAGCAUUUAGCGUUUGCCACACAACAAGGCCUUGAUGUGAAAAUUUACAUUCACAAAUCUUCCAGAAAGAGAUGGAGAAGGAUGGGGGAAGAAAUGGUGAGAAAAGGAAAGACACUAGCCUCAGAAGUAGCCUCCGUGAGCGCUGGAAAGUGGAGUGUUUAACUGAACUCGGCUCCAAGAUGAGGCCCCAAUCUGUAAGCUCCGACAUGAUUUAUUACCCCGGGAAUGGAAGAACAUUGAGGAAGGCAGAGUUAAGAUAAAAAGGACAAGAUGGAAGCUUUCAUUUGGUGAGUCCUUCUAUCUGCCUCGCCUGAUCUUCUCUGCAUACACAUUGAAAAGGACAGACGGCGACUUCAGAACCUGUGCACUGUUAUGGCGAAUGUUCGAUUUCUAACGUAAUGGAUAAAAGGCUUCGGGAUGCUGUGGCUGAAAUGGCGGGGUGUGCUUAAAUCGUAAAACAGUCUGGAGCAAGGGUCGUCGACUGGAGGACAGCUGCCCAGAUGUGCACCCAGCAAAGUAUUUCAUUGGACCAAACCAAGGUCUUGAAUAAUACUGUAGCAGAGAUGAUAAACGUAUGAAAAAAAUGACCGUACGUCAGCAACUCUAGUUUUUUUUUUUUUUUUAUAAGCUUGGCUUCUGGAGCACAUCCUCUGUUGAGGUUUAUCCAAUCACAUUUGUUUACGUAAAUUAUUUAGCGAAAGGUGGCUCAUCAGAUCAGAGACUAGCUACAGGGCUAGAGACGUUAGCUCAGAACAGGGAGAGUUUUAUUAGACUUUGAUAGACUUUGCAUUUUAUUUACUCUCUCUGGUCUGAUUCUCAACCUGACAUCAUGGCUUGUUUAACAAAAAGUCGACAACCAAACAGAAUCUCCAUCUGUUCACAAUCUGCGACUCCAACUCAAUGUCGUAACAUAAAGCACCACUAUGAAGCAAAACACGCACUUCGAAUUGUCUUAUUUCAAUUCAAUUCAGUUCAAUUCAGUUUUAUUUGUAUAGCGCUUUUAACAAUGGACAUUGACACAAAGCAGCUUUACAGAAAUAUAGAAAUUCAGGAUAUAAAUUUUAAAUAUAUGAAUUUAUGCCUAAUUAGCAAGCUAGAGGCAAUGGUGGCAAGAAAAAACUCCCUGAGACCACAUGAGGAAGAAACCUUGAGAGGAACCAGACUCAAAAGGGAACCCAUCCUCACCUGGGUGACACCGGAUAGUGCGAUUAUAAAUAAAUCCCUUCUAUAACUGUGUACUACAUGGUCAAAAAGUGCAAUUGUGUAACCAGGAAAUUCAUUAUAGUUUUCACAUGAAGUCUAUUUUGUUGACGUUAUGAACUGUCCUUCUCACUUGCACUCUUCUACCAUAUCCUGACCACGUCCAUCCCCAACCCAGCAGUAGCCCAUACUAGUGGGUGGGGUUUAAGUAGUUGAAAUUGUGUAGUUAGCAAAAGAAAAAGAAAAAAGUUGGGAAAAAAGCAUAACAUGAACAUUACAGCAGGAUGUCAGUUAAGCCUGAAAAAUAAAAAAAAAAAUCAGAAAUGGCACAAUUACAUCUCUCACAUGUGCCAUUAAUUUGGAUGACCUUUUACAAAAUGUCAUGCUAAUUGAAGGGGGUUUCUCUGCAGAAUUGAUUUUUCCUCCUCAAUAGAGAAGAGUAACAAGCACCACAUGCUAGCAGGGUCCGUGUGCGUCAUUCUGUCGCUCCACCUCAUUAGAUAUAAAAAUUUUUUUUUUUUUUGGUACAUAUUUUUUUCAUUUUCCAUCCUUGUCUGCACUAGUACAUUUUUUUAGACCAUCAAAGCUGUAUAAAUAAAAUGAUAACUUUUUAUAGAUGUUUCAAAAAUGCCUCCAGUAUUUUUCUGGUACUUCAAAAUAUUGUGUAUAGACAAACCAACAUCUAUGGUUUAGCAGUAGCAUUCAAAAUUUUUGACUCUACUACAGCGAUACACAUAGCAAAGACACCUGAAAACCGCCAUUUUCAGUCAGAAAACAAAUUGGUGGAAAAGCUAAUUAACUGAAGGGGAAAGGACACGGGAUGUGUUAGCGCUUUACUUUUGCUUUGUGUUGACUUUUGCUACUUUCAAAUCUGGUUUGAAAAAUGUCACCACAGUGUCGUAAUUACUACUCCAGAGCCCUGACUUUCUGAGCUGGGGGCGUGUCAGUAACAAAAAGUCAUGGCGGCCACAAACACGGUAAGAUUUAACUGCUAAUUUUGCAUGUUAAACUUCUUGUUAUUGGUCAUACAAAAAAGGUUAACAAAUAACAAUAAAAGAAGUUUUCUCACACCAUCCAUUUUCUUCUUCCAGUGUUUUUUUUUAUUAUUUAACCAAAACGACUUUUUAACACACACCAUUCCGUAAUCCUGACCUCCGAACUCAUAAGCACAAACUUCCGAGGAGGCCUUGAAGGCAGUUUAUCUAGGUGAACUCUGACCUGUGAGUGCACGAGCCGUAGUCUCGUGAGCCAAUAGAAAACAAGGAGGCGGGACUGUAGUGGGUUUGGUUGGUAAUCAAAGUGGAGGAGUUGCUAAUUCUCUCUGGUUCUGGAGGACGGGGUGUGUGAGAGGUGAGGACUCUGAGUGAAAGCUAUGCUAAGAUGAAGUUCUGAAGAGUUUUACUACAUUUGCUAAGCAACAGUUUGGUCAGUUGUGUCGUUUGUCUAAAUGCAGCAAGCAUAGACGUCCAUUCCACACAUUUCAGGACUUGUUUUGAUGCUAAGCUGCACACACUGGCAGGAAGUCAACUACGGGGUUGGCUCACGUCCACACAGUACCCUCUCUGAAGCAUGUUUCAAUCGUGUGUCAGUUUAUCUGGCUUUAAGACAGAGGAAUACAGACAGACAGUUAUGAGUGUGCGGAAAGAAGAGUAUAAUAGGUGAACAGAGGUCAUGGCUGCUGGAAAUGUCGGGGACAGGUGCCGAUAUCUCCCAGGUGCACUGGAAGCAGCAGUGGCUGGAGAACGGGACACUCUUCUUCCACGUGUCCAUGAGCAGUUCGGAGCAGCUGUUUCAGGCCACACAGCCCACGGAGCGAGAGCCAUCGCAGGGCCUGCAUGAGCAUGUGCACCUGCUUCACAUCUCCGUCAUGGGUGGCCUGAUCGCUCUCCUCCUCCUCAUCCUCCUCUUCACCCUGGUCCUUUACACUCGUCAGCGUUGGUGCCGUCGCCGUCGGGCGCCCCAAAAAAGCGCCAGCACUGAGGCCACCCACGAGAUCCACUACAUCCCCUCGGUUCUGCUCGGACCACCCCAGUCCAGAGACGGGUUCCGGACACCUCGUGCCCACCAGCACGGCUCAGUCAUCGGCAUGGCCAUCCGUGAGACGCCCAUCCUGGACGACUGCGACUGCGAAGACGACGAGCAGCCCGGCCAGCUGCUGGAUGGGAAGGUUCAGAUGGACGAGGACUUCUGCAGCCAGGGUACCCGCAGCAUGGACAGUCUAGGAAAAGGAGGAUGUGAUGCGAAUCAUAAACACAGCCUGGAUAACAGAGUCAUGGAUCCCCAGCACGAGUCCGUGGAAGCUUUAGUGCAGAGAAUUAAGGAUAGUUUCCGCACCAACGCCACCAUGGAGAUCACGCACUUCCAAAACGCAACACACAGCUCGUCCACCAGCCGCAAACGUGGACCGACUCAAAACCGCGGUGGCGUGUUUGGCCAUCAGGAGUGCUCGAGCUCUGACGUGGAUGAUGAGAAUCAGCUGAAAUUUUACACAGAGCACCGCGUAGGCCGACGCCGCAGUAAAGGUUGCCCUCAGAGCCCCAUGAGUAAAGCCACACUGACGUUGAUCACAGUGAGCACAUGUGUUCUAGCUGUGGUGUACGGCUCACACACCUCCUGCCCACUGAGCGUCAAAGUCACGCUGCACGUCCCCGAGCACUUUGUCGCAGACGGCAGCAGCUUUGUGGUGAGUAUGGGCAGUUACCUGGAUGUGUCUAACUGGCUGAACCCAGCUAAGCUGACGCUGUAUUACCAGUCCAACUCGUCAUCGCAGUGGGUGCGUGAUUACUGUGGCCAGAGGACCAUAGAGCCCUGUGAACAGCUGUGUGACCAGGACACUGGAGAAUGCAGCUGCCUGGAGGGUUAUUCGCCUGACCCUGAACACACACACCUCUGCAUCCGCACCGACUGGGGACGGAACGAAGGGCCGUGGCCGUACUCAAACCUGGAGCGAGGUUAUGACCUGGUGACGGGAGAGCAAGCUCCUGAGAAGAUCUUCAGGUCCUCCUACAGUCUGGGCCAAGGCCUUUGGCUGCCCGUCAGCAAGAGCUUUGUGGUGCCACCGGUCGAGCUGUCAAUCAACCCUGUCGCCAGCUGCAAGACCGAUGUACUCGUCACUGAAGACCCUGGGGACAUCCGGGAGGAGGCCAUGAUGUCCACGCACUUUGAGACAGUAGACGAUUUGCUGGCAUCAUUCGGCCCGGUGAGAGACUGCUCCAAGGACAACGGCGGCUGCAGGAAGAACUUCAAGUGUGUUUCUGACAGACGGCUUGAUUCCACAGGCUGCAUGUGUCCUGAAGGCUUGCGGCCUAUGAAGGACGGAUCAGGUUGCUAUGACUACUCCGUGGGUACAGACUGUACGGAUGGGUUUAAUGGUGGCUGUGAGCAACUGUGUCUUCAGCAGCUCGUGCCCCUGCCGGACGAUCCCACCUCCAGCAAUGUGCUCAUGUUCUGCGGGUGUGUGCAGGAAUACAAGCUGGCAGCAGAUGGACGCUCAUGCCUUCUCCUAGCUGAUAACUGCGAAGGCCCCAAGUGCCCUAAACAGGACUCCCGCUUCAACGACACGCUCUUCAGCGAAAUGCUGCACGGCUACAACAACAAGACACAAGAGGUCAACCUGGGUCAAGUGUUUCAGAUGACCUUCCGAGACAACAACUUCAUUAAGGAUUUUCCUCAGCUGGCUGAUGGACUGAUGGUCAUCCCUCUGCCGGUGGAAGAGCAGUGUAGAGGAGUGCUGUCAGAACCUCUACCUAACCUGCAGCUCCUCACGGGAGACGCCCAGUUCAGUGAAGGGAUGGGAUAUCCCAUGGUGCAACAGUGGCAAGUCCGGAGCAACCUCUACAAGGUCAAGCUCAGCGCCAUCACUCUGUCUACAGGGUUCUCUAAGGUUCUGAAAUCUCUGACAGCAGACAGCACGCGUGACGAGCUCCUGUCCUUCAUCCAGCAGUACGGCAGCCAUUACGUGUCCGAAGCUCUGUAUGGCUCCGAGCUCAGCUGUAACAUCUACUUCCCCAGCAAGAAGGUGCAGCAGCAGCUCUGGCUCCAGUAUCAGAAAGAGGUGACGGAGCAGGUGAGCCGCAGAGACCUGAAAGCCGUACCCUUCAUCACCUACCUGUCUGACCUGAUGAAGACUCAGCUGCUGUCUGAUGACCUGGUGGCUGGAGUGGACAUCCAGUGUCAGGAGAAGGGCAGCUGCCCGGCGGCGUGUCACCUGUGCAGGCAGGUGGGCAGAGACAGUCCGAGCCCCAUGCCUGCAUUGCUGGAGGUCAGCCGCUCAGUGCCACUCUACAGCCUCAUACAGGACAACUUCACCAAAGAGGCCUUCAAGAGUGCCGCCAUGAGCUCAUACUGGUGCGCAGGCAAAGGUGACGUCAUCGACAACUGGUGCCGCUGCGACCUGAGCGCCUUCGGCAGCGAUGGGCUACCCAACUGCAGCCCCCUGCAGCAGCCCGUAUUGAGGUUGUCUCCUCACUUGGAGCCCUCGAGCACUGUAGUGGCUCUCGAGUGGGUAGAUGUGGAACCUCUGAUUGGCUACAAAGUGGCUGAUUACAUCAUCCAACAUAAGCGCAUUGAGGACCCAUCCGAAGCUGAGAUCUACACUGGAGAGGUUCUGAGUCUGGUGGAUGACCUGUUCUCCGGAUUGGGCUCUUCAUGUGUGGUGCCUGGAAGAAAAAGCGGAGAACAUCCUCAUUCCAUCAUCUACUCCCUCAUCUUUAAGUGCCUGGAACCUGAUAGCCUCUAUAAGUUCACUCUCUAUGCCUUGGACAGCCGUGGCAGCCGGUCUGAGGCGAGCUACGUGACAGUGCGCACUUCCUGUCCAAUAGUUGAUGACAGCAGAGCAGAAGAGAUAGCAGACCGGGUAUACAACCUGUACAAUGGCUACACAAGUGGCAAGGAGCAGCAAACAGCCUACAAUACGCUGAUGGAGAUUUCUCCACCCACACUGUACCGGGUGCAACACCAUUACAACUCACACUACGAGAAAUUUGGAGACUUUGUGUGGCGGAGCGAGGAUGAGCUAGGACCCAGGAAAGCUCACCUAAUCCUGAGACGAGUGGAUAGGAUCAGCCUACUCUGUCGUUCUCUUCUCCGGAGUGGUUACAUCCAGAGCCGGACCGAGUCCAUGACAUAUGUCAUGUGCAGGAGUGAAGACAUGCGAUUGGCUAGCAGCACUUGGCACAGCUCGCUCCAUGAGACACGGCUAACCUGUGUGGAGAAGAUCCUGUCUGUCCAGCGCAAUAUAUACGGCAAGUCCAAACUCCGGUGAAGUAGCCUGUUCACCUUUUAGACUUGUCCGUCUCUGAUCUGGUCUGUUUUCUAAACAUACACGAAAUGCAAGACUGUUCAACCUUUUCACCAAACGAAAGGACCUUUUUUUGCCAUGCGUCCCCUCUGACUUGUUUUUCAGCAUGGAGGAGGGGGAGAAGAAGGUAGCUUGGAAAUUGAAGAACUUUUACUUUUUACUUUUUCUAAGGACCAGACUGAAGAAGGCCUGAAUCUAAGGUCCUCACUUCAGGGUGCUGCAAAUUUCACACACCAGGAGGACGAUGAACCGAGCACCUUUCACACGUGUCUGUAACAUAUUUGGAAACCAAGCAGAAUGGAGAACUCUGAAUCUAGAAUGCGAAAGCCUGAAUCAUCUUGAAUGCAAUGGUUUGAAAAUUAUUAUCUCCAACAAUUAAGGGGACUUUGUUGUCUAUAUUAUUCAUCUCUCCAUCAUUUUCCUAUUUUAAACAGGGGCAACCUUGUGGCUUCAUAUUCAGAGACAGACCGUUUCAACACAGGCAACUCCACCUUAAAGCUAAAUUAAUGAUUAGUUCAGGGCUGUUACAUACCAUUACGAUUGCUUUGGCUGGGAUUUUGAAGGGAGGAAUGUGAGCAUAAAAGGUGUAGUGUCACAUGGUGAAGGAGUUGUAGUAUAUUAUAUCUAUCAUAUAACUGAUCAUAUGGGUUGAUUGAGCGUAGUUGAACACAUACAAGUUGUCACAUAUGGGGGUUAACCAAAAGGUAAGAAAUUAGCCUCAGCAACUUAUUUUGAGUAAUUUUCCAUUUCAUGUAAUAUCAAUUGUGAUAGUAAAUUAUACUCUUGUACAUAAAAUUGUAAAUACAGUAUGUACCGAGUCAAUAUGAUUGUCUUUUUUGGGGGGAAAGAUCUAUUAAAUAUGUAUACUGAAACUCUAUCUGAAGCUUUAUUGAUUUUUAGGUUUUUAAGCACCCACAUAACCACAAUGAUUAUUUAGCUUCACUUAGAGUGGCCCUGCAGCAUUUCAUUCACCGUCGUGACUCAGCAAUCUGGGAAGAUGAAUUGGAUGGCUGUAAAGCAAUUUUUCACUACGAAAAUGAAAAAUUGCACGUUCACCACAAACAGCAUAGUGAAAUAUUGGUAUAAU
Molecule: messenger RNA, 8101 nt
Organism: Pangasianodon hypophthalmus (striped catfish)
Lineage: Eukaryota; Metazoa; Chordata; Actinopteri; Siluriformes; Pangasiidae
Product: astrotactin-2
Exons: 24
Coding region: 3400-6978 (1192 amino acids)
Biological process (GO): neuron cell-cell adhesion; neuron migration
Source: RefSeq, a predicted model, not a curated record